Molecule: messenger RNA, 2181 nt
Organism: Drechmeria coniospora
Lineage: Eukaryota; Fungi; Ascomycota; Sordariomycetes; Hypocreales; Ophiocordycipitaceae
Product: Palmitoyltransferase AKR1
Exons: 5
Coding region: 1-2181 (726 amino acids)
Biological process (GO): protein palmitoylation
Cellular component (GO): Golgi membrane
Molecular function (GO): palmitoyltransferase activity; protein binding
Source: RefSeq, a predicted model, not a curated record
AUGGGAAGCCCCGUCAGGCCCAGCAGCAUCUCGGCUGCCUCAUCAGCCCCCUCGGCCGCCCCGAUUCAGCUCUCCUCCAAGUCGACGGCUGCGGCCCCGAAGCUCAACAGCGAGAUGGAGAUGGGCAGCCUCCCCGCCGACGAGGAGCCCUCGCGGCCCCCGGACAACGACAUCAUGCAGGUCGCCCGCGUCGGUGACAUUGCUGCCAUGGAGAAGCUCUUUGCCUCGGGCGAGUUUGAUGCCACGUUUGCCGACAACGAAGGCAUCACUCCGCUGCAUUGGGCGGCCAUCAACAAUCAGUACGCCAUGUGCAAGUUCCUCAUCGAGCACGGCGCCAAGAUCAACACCAAGGGCGGUGACUCCGUCGCCACGCCCUUGCAAUGGGCCGCUCAGCGGUGCCACUACUACACCGUCGACCUGCUCCUCCAGCACGGCGCCGACCCCCUCAUAACCGACGCGCAAGGCUACAACACCUUGCACAUCUCCACCUUCAACGGCAACGUUCUCCUCAUCGUCCUCCUGCUCCACCAGGGCAUCCCCGUCGACGUCCUCGACAGCUUCGGCCACACCUCCCUCAUGUGGGCCGCCUACAAGGGCUUCCCCCAAUGCGUCGACAUCUUCCUCCGCUGGGGGGCCAGCGUCCACGCCACCGACGAGCAGGGUUUCACCGCCCUGCACUGGGCCCUCGUCAAGGGGAACCCGGGCUGCAUCCUCAAGCUCAUCGAGUACGGCGCCGAUCGCUUCGCCAAGACGGACUCGGGCAAGACCCCCGCCGUCACCGCCAGCGAGCUCAACACCCAACCCGUCUGGCAUCGCGCCCUGAGGGAGUGCGGCUACGGCGAGGACGGCCACGUGGCGACGCCGCCCUGGCCCGGCGCGAGCUACUUCCUCAAGGACAAGAGGGUCUUUGCCACCCGCUUCCUCUUCUUCUGGCCCUUCCUCCUCACCUUUGCCGUCCUCUUCGCCCUCGCCCGCUUUCCCGUCUACUUUGGCGUCCCCAUCGCCUGCGCCUUCAUCUACGGCAUCCAUCUCUGCGCGAAGCAGGUCUUGGAGUAUGCGCCUUCGGACAUGCGCCACUUUCACAAGACGCCCUGGAUGGCUGGCAUCUUCGCAGGCUCCCUCUUCUUCGUCGGCGUCAACUGGCUCGUCGUCAUCCUACCCACCACGACGCGCGGCCUCGCGGCCGCGGAAUCCCCCCACUACCUCCUCAACCUCGUCUUCGCCUUUCUCUACUUCAUGACGGCCUUCUUCUACGCCGCGAGCAUGCGGUACGACCCCGGAUUCGUCCCCAAGCUCAACGGCAUCGCCGAGCAGAGAGCCGUCAUCGACGAGCUGCUCAAGGAGUGGAAGUACGACGAGUCCCAUUUUUGCGUCACCUGCAUGAUCAGGACGCCCCUUCGGAGCAAGCACUGCCGAAGGUGCCAGCGCUGCGUGGCCAAGCAUGACCACCACUGCCCGUGGGUGUACAACUGCGUCGGCGUCAACAACCACCGACAUUUCUUCUUGUAUCUCGUUUGCCUCACGGCCGGCAUCUUCGUCUACGACGGGCUCCUGUAUUACUACUUUGCCAACGUUGCACCUGCCGCCGCCGAGACGUGCAACGUCUUUGGCCCGUCGCCGUGCAAGAUGAUCAACGCCGACUCGUACACGCUCAUACUUGCCGUCUGGAUAUCGUUGCAGCUCAUUUGGGUCACCAUGCUCGUCUUUACCCAAUUCUUCCAGGUCUCCCGCGCCAUGACGACGUACGAGAACAUGACGGGCAUCCACAUCAGCCCUCCGACCAUGGCCCUCACCUCUACCGGCACGCCGCUCGACCCCAGCCUGGCCCUCGCCGCAUCGGCCGAGACGCCGGGUGCCAGCCGGCACAAAGGCGGCGUGCUCAAGCAGUGGAGCCGGCUGCUCGGCGUCGACCCCUUCAUCGAGACCAUCACCGGGCGCGGGGCGGCUUCGGGCAAGAACAAGCGCAAGAACAAGAACCCCUACAGCAGAGGGUGCCUAUCGAACUGCAGGGACUUUUGGUGCGAUCCCUCGCCCGUCUUCGGACAGAGGGAGAAUGGCAGUGCCGUGCUGGGCGGCGAAAAGGUCGACUACACGGCCAUGUACGAGAGCCCGACGCUCAUGCGCCUCACGGGCAUCAGGACAAGAGGAGGGUACGAGGCGGUGGGAGCCGACGACGUCUAA